CCUCUCCUGUCUCUCUCUCUGUAGACUCACCUAGUAACCUGUUACCAGAAUCAGCCUCACCAACACAGGACACUAACCUGGACCUACAGCCAGUAACAUACUGUGAGUCAGCGUUCUGGUGCUCUAUGUCCUAUUAUGAGUUGAACCAGCGUGUGGGUGAGACCUUCCAUGCCUCCCAGCCCUCUCUCACUGUGGACGGGUUUACAGACCCGUCCAACUCAGAGCGCUUCUGUCUGGGACUACUGUCCAACGUUAACCGCAAUGGUGCCGUGGAGCUCACACGCAGACACAUAGGCCGGGGAGUGAGGUUGUACUACAUCGGAGGAGAGGUGUUUGCAGAGUGUCUUAGUGACAGUGCCAUCUUUGUCCAGAGUCCCAACUGUAAUCAACGCUAUGGCUGGCACCCUGCCACUGUCUGCAAGGUCCCUCCAGGCUGUAACCUGAAGAUAUUCAAUAACCAGGAGUUUGCAGCUCUGCUGGCCCAGUCAGUGAACCAGGGCUUUGAGGCUGUCUACCAGCUCACCAGGAUGUGUACCAUACGCAUGAGCUUCGUCAAGGGCUGGGGCACUGAGUACAGGCGACAGACCGUAACCAGCACCCCUUGUUGGAUUGAGCUGCACCUCAACGGCCCCCUCCAGUGGCUGGAUAAAGUACUGACGCAGAUGGGUUCCCCCAGCAUCCGCUGCUCUAGUGUCUCCUAAAUACACGCAGACAGAACAGUCAUUCUGGAGAAAAAUACCUUUUCUCUCAUGGCUAACUUACUAGGAAGUUUGAAAAGACAGGCUGAGCUCGACUUGACUGACCUGCUCUUUGAAAAGCCGACGUCAAGCAACUUGGAUGCAGUGAGCAGUGUUGCAGUAAUAUCAUGUCAAAACUAAUGUGGCGAUACACAAAGCAACUCAAAGAAGGGCCAGAAGUAUACAGAAUGGUGUACAUUUAUCAUCUAUUAUCAUAUAUAUGUUAUCUUAUAUAUUAUCUUAUAUAUUUAAUAUAUUUUCAUCUCGUCUAUUUUUAGCGUUUUUAUCUAUUUUCAUCUGUUUUCGUAAUUGAAUGGUGUAUUUUAAUCCAGAUUAUGGUCUAUUUUAAUCCAGAUUAUGGUCUAUUUUAAUCCAGAUAGUGGUCUAUUUUAAUCCAGAUUAUGGUCUAUUUUAAUCCAGAUUAUGGUCUAUUUUAAUCCAGAUUAUGGUCUAUUUUAAUCCAGAUAAUGGUCUAUUUUAAUCCAGAUAGUGGUCUAUUUUAAUCCAGAUAGUGGUCUAUUUUAAUCCAGAUAGUGGUCUAUUUUAAUCCAGAUAGUGGUCUAUUUUAAUCCAGAUAAUGGUCUAUUUUAAUCCAGAUAGUGGUCUAUUUUAAUCCAGAUAGUGGUCUAUUUUAAUCCAGAUUAUGGUCUAUUUUAAUACAGAUUAUGGUCUAUUUUAAUCCAGAUAGUGGUCUAUUUUAAUCCAGAUUAUGGUCUAUUUCAAUCCAGAUUAUGGUCUAUUGUAAUACAAAUAAUGUUUUUUUUUUUUUUAAAUACAGAUGUUUUUUUUAUAAUACAAAUAAUAGUCUAUUUCAAUACAGAUAAUGGUCUUAAUAAAGAUUCUGAUCUAUUUUAAUCUAAAGGUAUAAAUGCUGGCCGCUCUAGAGGUGUAUUUCUGUGAAGAUUGUUAUUGGUUUGAUUAUGGUUACUGGGUCUUCUCCCUCUCUCCUCCUAGUACAGGGGUAUCAUUAUGGUUACUGGGUCUUCUCCCUCUCUCCUCCUAGUACAGGGGUAUCAUUAUGGUUACUGGGUCUUCUCCCUCUCUCCUCCUAGUACAGGGGUAUCAUUAUG
Molecule: messenger RNA, 1807 nt
Organism: Salmo salar (Atlantic salmon)
Lineage: Eukaryota; Metazoa; Chordata; Actinopteri; Salmoniformes; Salmonidae
Source: RefSeq, a predicted model, not a curated record